Molecule: messenger RNA, 579 nt
Organism: Mytilus trossulus (common blue mussel)
Lineage: Eukaryota; Metazoa; Mollusca; Bivalvia; Mytilida; Mytilidae
Exons: 5
Coding region: 1-579 (192 amino acids)
Source: RefSeq, a predicted model, not a curated record
AUGGGAAAGUCAUUUUGGAGGAAAUUCAAGUGCUGGAAGUGUUGUCCAAAUUACAAGAACUGGAAAAAAGAGAAGACCCAAGUUGCGUCUGAUGACUUCUGGACAGAUUGUGAUAGGGAAACAACAGAAGUAGGUAAAGUCGCAGAAAAUACCAGUGUAUUUCAAGAAACGACAGAAGAAGCAGUUAGUCCGAUAGAUGAUUUGAACCAUGACGAGGCAUUCGUGUCGAAGUCUGUCACAGAAUUGAGUUCCGAGGAGAAAAAUGAGCCAGAUCUCGAGUCAUCGGAAGAAGAACUAAAGGGCGAAAGGAAAGAAGAAAUAGAGAGUGAAAGGAAAGAAGAAAUAGACGGCGAACGACGGGAACCAACAGAAGACGUUGUAGGAACAGUAUGGGACAGCAUUACAAGGGGUAGCAUCAGCCAGGCUGAUAUAUCUAGUGAACAUGCAAAUAACCAGUGCACAUCCAUUGCUUUGACUGCAGCCGGUACACACGAGGUCAAAUCUAUAUCAACCUGGGUUUCGGUAGAUAUUGACAUGGUUUUGUACCAAGGGGAUGAAAACCAUGGCGUUUACAGUUGA